AAGCCCAUGUCUCCAAAAGUGAUGAUGAUAAUUCCAGCUCCUUGGGUCCGACACCAACAUCCCCUCUAGAAGGACCAAGACUGCAUGGUCAGCUACACCCGAGAUGUGACACAUGACGCUCACCAGACCGGCUAAGGUUGGUGCUUAUUGGGUCAGUCACUACUGAACACCAUUACCACACUGCAAAAACAGAUAGACAAGCAAGACCCUGUGGAGGAAUUCAAGGCUGAUUGGUCCAUUGCUGAGAUGAAUGCUGAGAUUGGGGAGAGCCACGCCUACCUCUACACAUCACAGACUGAUAAACAGCUGGUGGUGCAUGAGAUCCGUGUCUCGUGGACAAGGUUUAACAGAGAUGCGGUGCUGGGACUGUAUGACACCUACAACAAGUCACAGUUGAGCUGGAGAACAGCCAAGUCAUGCCGAAAGGCUGCGAAGCAUCAGGCUUUGUCAUCGUCUGAGCGUCUAGUGCCUAGAUCAUACAGUGUUCCCACUAACCAGCCUGGAGGGAAGGGUACCUGACUAAGAAGACCAGCUGGGUGGGCAAGCUGGAUGGACUGCA
Patiria miniata (bat star) is the source of this 559-nucleotide messenger RNA. RefSeq lists its product as uncharacterized. Bases 247 to 519 code for a protein of 90 amino acids. Lineage: Eukaryota; Metazoa; Echinodermata; Asteroidea; Valvatida; Asterinidae. The transcript is spliced from 4 exons. The record is from RefSeq and is a predicted model, not a curated record.